AUGGACUCAUGCGAAAAACCAGAGCGAUUAUUUUCUAAUUUAUCGCGAGAAUUGAAGUCUAUAGCAUUAAAUAACAUCCAGUAUUUUCAGAAUGGCAAACAAAGUCAUCAUGCUAAAUUCCAUAUGACAUUUAGCUUGCUCCGGGAAUAUCUUGAUAUAGGAAUAGAACCAAGUUAUCUCGAGAUUUGUAAACAUUUGAAUUUGUGUAGUUACGACUUUUCUGAGCAAGUAAAAGGAAAUGGUUACCGUAGUUUGCUUAGAGUGGUUCAUAAAUGCUGUGUACAUUUACUUCAGUUGUGUAAAUAUAUUUCUUCUGUUCGAGAUUCCAUAUUGUUUCGUAAAAGGUUUUAUGCAAAGGAACUUGAAAGGUUUGUGUAGAAUAUAUUAUUCAAAAUUAUACUAGUCCUAGUACUACUAAUUACUAGCAGCCUUUCUCACAUACCUACUGACAGAGUCAUCACCUGGUACAGGGUUUAGCUGUUUUUAUCCAUGUUCCAUGCCCAUGGAACCUUAAUAAAACAAUAACUAACUUUUAAUUGGGUCUAGUCACUCUAGUGAAGCGAACGUUUCGCAGUCUCGAGUCCCAUUAUUUGCACCUCAUUAGUCAUUAGCCCCACCAGUGGCAUGUGUGCAAGAUAAGUGUUGAGAGACAGAGAGCAUAUAUCAUCUGUAAACUUGGGUGGGGGGGGGGGGGGGCUUAAGACCACUUUGUUAGAGCACGCCAGGCUAAAGGGUGAGAUCAGAGCUGAGCUAUUUUAUUAUUGGAAUAAGUCAAUGCAUGUACAAAGAGACAUUUAUAGAAGUAAGUGAAUUAGAACAUAUUCAUCCAAUCAUGACAUAGGCAGAUGGGGACAUUGUAUCACUCUGUUGACACACACCUGCACAGAAGGGGUUUGUUUUAUUUCAAUUAUAUGAUGUCCAGGCAUGCAUGGGAGGAUAGUUAGAGUUAGGGAAUCAUUGGUUGAUCUGUUUUAUUAAUAUUGUAAAAUGUUUAUCCAAGCACAUCUGAGAAUAUCAAAAUAUGAAAGCAAAUUAAGAAGAUUUGUAAGAAGGUAGAAAUUAAGGGCAAUUAAGAUUAGAGUUAUCUUUUUUCUCCAAACCUGAUGUUUCUAGAGAAGUGAACAAAAAACAUCAUCACACUUCUUAUUCACAAAUUAUUUACCAGGAUUCUGUUUGAUUUCUUUGCUUUUUUUAAAGAGUAAACACUUUUUUGUUCAAAUAGUAUAGGCCUACAUUAAAAACAGACUGGAAAUUCAUAUCUGUUAUGUUUUAUAUAGGUUUUAUGUUGCCUAUUGGCCAGAGUUAGCGGUAAAAAUCAUAGUGGUUGAAGAAGAUGUAUAAAAAUAAUUGGUCCACAAAAUUAAAAGUUUGGAAAAUGUGAAUCUCUAAAAUGAUACAGAUUUUACUUAUUUUAAUAGGAGGGCCUACCUUUAGUCUAAAAACAAUAAAUGAUUAAUGGGCAUAUGCUUUUAAAGUUUAAAUGUAGGUCUGUGCUAAUAGGUUAUAAAAUUUUCAAGUAAUAAAGCAUUGCGAAUUUAUUUCCUGACUGUUAUUAUUGACAUACAUAGGCUAUGACAGGCAAAGGUAUGUACUUCCUUAUGUAUCUUUGAGUAUGCCUAAGCCUAGCCAACAGACAUAUAAUUUUGUUAAAACUUGACUAAUUUAUUACAAAUAGUGCCUAUCAUAAUGUUCUGAGUAUAUGCUGAUUUGUUUUCACAUAAUGUUAGUCUUUAAACUAGGGUUGCAGCCUACAGCCCGUAUGUAAAAUUUGUAAAAAAAAAAUUCAAGUAUAUACAAACACCAAACUUUUAUGCUGCAACUUAUAACCCAGAGCUGCCUCACCUCUUAAUUCAAAUAAUUUUUCAAUUACACUCAAUGUAUGCAUCCAUUUAUUUUUGCACCAAAUUUGAAGACUAAUAAAGUUAUUCUCUAUAGAGUAAUUUUAUAUGUGCUCACUAAGAACAUUGAUUCAUUCCAUAAAUUCUACAAUAAUUGUUCCACAUUUAGCUAUGUAUCUGCUCUUGGCCAGCUACGAGGUGUGCUCUAUUAUGCACUUAAACUUAUAAAUUAUUGUCAUGAUGGAGAACUCUUUGCUGAUGAAGACAGACUGAACAAUGAGGUUGCUGAACAGUUUGUGGUAGAUGUAGAAACACUUUGCCAGGAGUCCUUCUAUGGGAGAUGUUUGGGAUUUCAGGUGAAGAAAUAAACUCAUUACUACUUGUAUGAUCAAAUGGAAGUGGUUACAUUGCUUUUAUAUGUUUAUUGCUAUACUUCAUGGAUGAGUAAUGAGAUAAUUUUGUUUAAAGGUAAUAUUGCAUAUGUACGUAUAGCAUGGAGUUUGAGUCCUAAUAAAUGUAAACUUGUUUUAACGAAUGAUUCAAAUAAUUCAAACAUUUUCUUCAUUAUCAGAACCAUUAACCAAUGUAAUUUUAUUUAGUUGUGAAAAAGCUAAUUAAGUUUAAUGGGUCAAAGUUCGAAGUAAAUGUGUUUACAGGCUCUCAACUGCUGACAAAAUAAUUUUUUUUAUAAAAUUAGCAAAAUUGAUACUUGAACAAAGAAGAUACUUCGCCAAUUAAAAAAAUCUUGUGAUUAAGAUGUAUUUGUAUUUAUAGUUUAGGUAACACUGGACUGCCAAAACAUUUGGUACUAUAGAUUAGGGGUCUGGUCCUGAAAAAGAUUGAAUAUUAAAAUAAGACUGAUUCAACUCUAUUCCAUAACAUGGACUGAAAUGUCAAAAACUGCCAUCCAUAAUGUUAUGUUAAUGAUGUCCACUGAUAAAAUCUUCAAAUGCUUGCAAGGCCUUCAGUAAUUUAGAAUACAUUAUAAGUGAAUUCCAUUGCAACUGACUUGUAGAAUAAUAAUUUCAUUUUGCAUAGAGUAUAAAUGAAAGAUGACAUUAAGUGUGGUUAAUUAUUAUUAUUAUUGCAGUUGAACACAGUUAUGUCGCCGGCCAAGGUGUUUGCCAAAAAGUGUCGAGAUAACUGAUGAUUGUGAUAAACAAAAAGCAAUAUGGCGGCAAUAUAUUAACAUGUGCUUGAAAUUUCUUUAUGUACAUGAUGUGCGUUAAUAAAUGAGAAUGUACAUGCACAUGUUUUUGGAGUUUUUCUUUUUACACAACAGCGUUGUUGUGAUUUUUUUGAUGAAGCAAUCCAAAGUAAUUAUUAAAAACAGAAUUCCGACACAGGAUUGUCCACCUUGUGACAUUGACCAAGACAGUGAAAAAUUGUCUGUCUUUAUAUGUUAGAUAUAAACAAAUUAAAUUCAACAAAUUUUCUACUAAAAUGUGCAGACAUGUUUUUAAUUCAAUAUGGCCACCAGAUUAUGUAUCACACAAAUCAAAGAAUAUAAAAAUUACUCCAUACCAGGAUGCAUGAAAUACAUUGAUAUAGUACCAAAUGUUAUGAAAUUUAAUUUUUGGAUGUAGUGUCCACUUUUACAUGGAAUUCACCUGUACCUUUAAGGCCAUAGUUCUGCUGCAAUUAUUCAAAGUUUAAACUUAUAGAUAUCUUUUCAUGCUUUUUCAGUUUUGUGAAUCCAUGCAUCGACCUAUGCAAGUACUUGCUAUUGCCAUGGCUUCCUACUCUGAGGGCUACUUAGAAACAUCACAAAUGAUGCAAGUGGCAACCUCAGUUUUCAACAGUGGCAAAUAUUUCCUGGACCCAGAACUCAGAGCACAGCAGGUUCAGUCAAAUUUUAAUACCAGUAUUUCUAUUUAUCAGAGACAGAAAAGUGGCACCAUAAAACAAUUCAACAAAAAAUCCCCUUCAAACUUCAAAACUGUGAGGACUCAGUAUAUAACAAUGGCACACAUUUUAUUAAAGGAAAACUUGUUAUGGAUUGAAUUAUCAACUGCAAAGUAAUGUCAUAUUAGAAGUUUUCUGAACACUUAUUAUGUGAUGCUUCUUUAAAAUUACUGACAAUUUUGUUGUGUCAUGUGUAUCACAGCCCAGUCACUUUAUUGUUCAAUUUUAACCCUGAAAAAAAUGAUUUAAAUAAUAAUUUAAAAAAAAUUAAUGUACAGAAUUAAAUGUAUCUCGGCAAUAAUUUAAACAAACAGUACAUUUGUUUCUGUUAUCACGUGUUAAAACAGUACAUUUGCUUCUGUUAUCACUUGUUAAAACAGUACAUUUAUUUCUGUUAUCACGUUAAAACAGUACAUUUGCUUCUGUUAUCACUUGUUAAAACAGUACAUUUAUUUCUGUUAUCACGUUAAAACAGUACAUUUGCUUCUGUUAUCACUUGUUAAAACAGUACAUUUGUUUCUGUUAUCACGUUAAAACAGUACAUUUGCUUCUGUUAUCACUUGUUAAAACAGUACAUUUGUUUCUGUUAUCACGUUAAAACAGUACAUUUUUUUCUGUUAUCACUUGUUAAAACAGUACAUUUGUUUCUGUUAUCACUUGUUAAAACAGUAAAUUUAUUUCUGUUAUCACGUUAAAACAGUACAUUUGCUUCUGUUAUCACUUGUUAAAACAGUACAUUUAUUUCUGUUAUCACGUUAAAACAGUACAUUUGCUUCUGUUAUCACUUGAUAAAACAGUACAUUUGUUUCUGUUAUCACGUUAAAACAGUACAUUUGCUUCUGUUAUCACUUGUUAAAACAGUACAUUUGUUUCUGUUAUCACGUUAAAACAGUACAUUUGCUUCUGUUAUCACUUGUUAAAACAGUACAUUUGUUUCUGUUAUCACGUUAAAACAGUACAUUUUUUUCUGUUAUCACGUUAAAACAGUACAUUUGUUUCUGUUAUCACGUUAAAACAGUACAUUUGCUUCUGUUAUCACUUGUUAAAACAGUACAUUUAUUUCUGUUAUCACGUUAAAACAGUACAUUUGCUUCUGUUAUCACUUGUUAAAACAGUACAUUUAUUUCUGUUAUCACGUUAAAACAGUACAUUUGCUUCUGUUAUCACUUGUUAAAACAGUACAUUUGUUUCUGUUAUCACGUUAAAACAGUACAUUUAUUUCUGUUAUCACGUUAAAACAGUACAUUUUUUUCUGUUAUCACGUUAAAACAGUACAUUUGUUUCUGUUAUCACAGGUGGUCAAAGUGACAAGAACAGCUGACAUCAAAUUCUGCAAAGCUUUUUGGGGGUUUUCAGAGUCUAGCCUGAUGCAAGUAUGUAGUACCUAACAGUCUCCUCUAUCAGAGUCUAGCCAAAUGCAAGUAUGUAGUACCUAACAGUCUCCUCUAUCAGAGUCUAGCCUGAUGCAAGUAUGUAGUACCUAACAGUCUCCUCUAUCAGAGUCUAGCCUGAUGCAAGUAUGUAGUACCUAACAUUCUCCUCUAUCAGAGUCUAGCCUGAUGCAAGUAUGUAGUACCUAACAGUCUCCUCUAUCAGAGUCUAGCCUGAUGCAAGUAUGUAGUACCUAACAGUCUCCUCUAUCAGAGUCUAGCCUGAUGCAAGUAUGUAGUACCUAACAGUCUCCUCUAUCAGAGUCUAGCCUGAUGCAAGUAUGUAGUACCUAACAGUCUCCUCUAUCAGAGUCUAGCCUGAUGCAAGUAUGUAGUACCUAACAGUCUCCUCUAUCAGAGUCUAGCCUGAUGCAAGUAUGUAGUACCUAACAGUCUCCUCUAUCAGAGUCUAGCCUGAUGCAAGUAUGUAGUACCUAACAGUCUCCUCUAUCAGAGUCUAGCCUGAUGCAAGUAUGUAGUACCUAACAGUCUCCUCUAUCAGAGUCUAGCCUGAUGCAAGUAUGUAGUACCUAACAGUCUCCUCUAUCAGAGUCUAGCCUGAUGCAAGUAUGUAGUACCUAACAGUUUCCUCUAUCAGAGUCUAGCCUGAUGCAAGUAUGUAGUACCUAACAGUCUCCUCUAUCAGAGUCUAGCCUGAUGCAAGUAUGUAGUACCUAACAGUUUCCUCUAUCAGAGUCUAGCCAAAUGCAAGUAUGUAGUACCUAACAGUUUCCUCUAUCAGAGUCUAGCCAAAUGCAAGUAUGUAGUACCUAACAGUCUCCUCUAUCAGAGUCUAGCCUGAUGCAAGUAUGUAGUACCUAACAGUCUCCUCUAUCAGAGUCUAGCCAAAUGCAAGUAUGUAGUACCUAACAGUCUCCUCUAUCAGAGUCUAGCCAAAUGCAAGUAUGUAGUACCUAACAGUCUCCUCUAUCAGAGUCUAGCCAAAUGCAAGUAUGUAGUACCUAACAGUCUCCUCUAUCAGAGUCUAGCCUAAUGCAAGUAUGUAGUACCUAACAGUCUCCUCUAUCAGAGUCUAGCCUGAUGCAAGUAUGUAGUACCUAACAGUCUCCUCUAUCAGAGUCUAGCCUGAUGCAAGUAUGUAGUACCUAACAGUCUCCUCUAUCAGAGUCUAGCCUGAUGCAAGUAUGUAGUACCUAACAGUCUCCUCUAUCAGAGUCUAGCCUGAUGCAAGUAUGUAGUACCUAACAUUCUCCUCUAUCAGAGUCUAGCCUGAUGCAAGUAUCUAGUACCUAACAGUCUCUGCUAUAAUAACAAAAAUAAAAAUUAUUUUGUUAAAUAUUCAUUAUUAUUUAUUUCCCAAUGUACCAUCUCCUGGUGUUGAGGGAAAUAGUGGAUGUGAGACAAAGGGUAAUAGUGGAUGUGAGUCAAAGGCCAAAUUGGAUGUGAGACAAAGGGUAAUAGUGGAUGUGAGACAAAGGGUAAUAGUGGAUGUGAGUCAAAGGCCAAUUGGAUUUAAGACAAAGGGUAAUAGUGGAUGUGAGUCAAAGGCCAAUUGGAUGUGAGACAAAGGGCAAUAGUGGAUGUGAGUCAAAGGCCAAUUGGAUGUGAGACAAAGGGUAAUAGGUGAUGUGAGUCAAAGGGAUAUAGUGGAUGUGAGUCAAAGGCUAAUUGGAUGUGAGACAAAGGGUAAUAUUGGAUGUGAGACAAAGGGUAAUAUUCGAUGUGAAUCAAAAAAGGCCAAUUGGAUGUGAGACAAAGGGUAAUAUUGGAUGUGAGUCAAAGGGUAAUUGGAUGUGAGACAAAGGGUAUUAUUUGAUGUGAGUCAAAGGCCAAUUGGAUGUGAGACAAAGGGUAAUAUUGGAUGUGAGAAAAGAUUAAUUGGCAUGGAGAGAUCAAAUCUUUGAAUCUGAUUUCUUGUUUUGUUUUAAUGCAAGUUAAGGCAUGCUGGUCAUCUUGGUGGCCAGGAGGCUUGAGAUGUCAGAUUUCAGAGAAAGAAAUUUUUGUCCUAUAUUAUAGUUUCAACCAGAUAUUUAAUAUAUUGCGUUAAGGACCCUUCCUUCACUCAGCCUGUGGUCUUUGCCAGCUGCAUCUUCAAGUGCCAGCAGCGGCUUGUUGUGGGUGUUCAAUAGUGUUUUGUAAUAAUUGGUAGACGGCCAGUAAAGGACACAGAGUAGCUUGUACUUGUAGUGGGUGUUCAAUAGUGUUUUGUAAUAAGUGGUAGACAGCCAGUAAAGGACACAGUGUAGCUUGUAGUGUGUGUUCAAUUGUAUUUUGUAAUAAGUGGUAGACAGCCAGUAAAGGACACAGAGUAGCUUGUACUUGUAGUGGGUGUUCAAUAGUGUUUUGUAAUAAUUGGUAGACGGCCAGUAAAGGACACAGUGUAGCUUGUAGUGUGUGUUCAAUUGUAUUUUGUAAUAAGUGGUAGACAGCCAGUAAAGGACACAGAGUAGCUUGUACUUGUAGUGGGUGUUCAAUAGUGUUUUGUAAUAAUUGGUAGACGGCCAGUAAAGGACACAGUGUAGCUUGUAGUGUGUGUUCAAUUGUAUUUUGUAAUAAGUGGUAGACAGCCAGUAAAGGACACAGAGUAGCUUGUACUUGUAGUGGGUGUUCAAUAGUGUUUUGUAAUAAUUGGUAGACGGCCAGUAAAGGACACAGUGUAGCUUGUAGUGUGUGUUCAAUUGUAUUUUGUAAUAAGUGGUAGACAGCCAGUAAAGGACACAGAGUAGCUUGUAUUUGUAGUGGGUGUUCAAUAGUGUUUUGUAAUAAUUGGUAGACGGCCAGUAAAGGACACAGUGUAGCUUGUAGUGUGUGUUCAGUUGUAUUUUGUAAUAAGUGGUAGACAGCCAGUAAAGGACACAGAGUAGCUUGUAUUUGUAGUGGGUUUUCAUUAGUGUUUUGUAAUAAUUGGUAGACGGCCAGUAAAGGACACAGUGUAGCUUGUAGUGUGUGUUCAGUUGUAUUUUGUAAUAAGUGGUAGACAGCCAGUAAAGGACACAGAGUAGCUUGUAUUUGUAGUGGGUGUUCAAUAGUGUUUUGUAAUAAUUGGUAGACGGCCAGUAAAGGACACAGUGCAGCUUGUAGUGUGUGUUCAAUUGUAUUUUGUAAUAAGUGGUAGACAGCCAGUAAAGGACACAGAGUAGCUUGUAUUUGUAGUGGGUGUUCAAUAGUGUUUUGUAAUAAUUGGUAGACGGCCAGUAAAGGACACAGUGCAGCUUGUAGUGUGUGUUCAAUUGUAUUUUGUAAUAAGUGGUAGACAGCCAGUAAAGGACACAGAGUAGCUUGUAUUUGUAGUGGGUGUUCAAUAGUGUUUUGUAAUAAUUGGUAGACGGCCAGUAAAGGACACAGUGUAGCUUGUAGUGUGUGUUCAGUUGUAUUUUGUAAUAAGUGGUAGACAGCCAGUAAAGCACACAGUGCAGCUUGUAGCAGACCUGUUUGCUCUUACGAUUUUGUAAUAAUUGGUAGACGGCCAGUAAAGGACACAGUGUAGCUUGUAGUGUGUGUUCAAUUGUAUUUUGUAAUAAGUGGUAGACAGCCAGUAAAGCACACAGUGCAGCUUGUAGCAGACCUUUUUGCUCUUACGAUUUUGGCGAACAUUGUAUAAUUUUGAAGUUUAUACAUUAUAUAUACUGUAUGUUUAUUUUUUACUAUUAAUAUAAGGUAUUGAACGACUUUGUGAUGAUAUUGUACGAUUUUGAGGGUAAACAGGUUGUUGUAGUGUGUGUUCAAUAUUGUUAUGUCAUAAGUGGUAGACACCCAAAGAAGCACAGAGUUUGCAAGUGGUCAGGGCAGCCUAAAAGUUUGAGAAUCACUCAAUAGAUACCAAAGUUGAAAUUAAAAGUUUAGAUUUUCUCAUGGCUAACAUUUUCAUACCAUAUCAUAUUUGAAAGGUAAACAUUUCUCUUAUUUUAGCAACUGCCUCUCUUUGUGUGUCCAUCUGUUGAUGUCAAUGAGGUCAUCACUCUGGGACCAGAUGCCUUUGAACUGCCUUUGAUUGAUGGCAGCGACACUGUUGUAAUCACUCCCCCCUGUGCCCACACCGGCCCUGGUCACGUCCACACAAGACUGAUCUCGGCCAAUUUAAGGGAGGGUCAGGUAGGUCUUAUCAACCUAAACACCUGUGUGCAUUUCGUAUAGUGUAUGGUUAUCAGUGAGCGCACCUUGCUUUAACCCUAAAGCGUCCAUAAAUGUCCAAUAGUUUUGCUUACACUCUGUUGCAUCUUACACUGCGUUGUUUACUUUCAUCAAACUCUAGCACAUAUGAAACUCAUAAAAUUUCCGUUCAAACCAAGAAGUUCUUUUAAAUUUAUGUCACUUCUGUACUACGCCUCGUUUAAUUUUCUGAAAUUAAAAUAUUGUUUUUUAAAUUGAAUGACAUGAUAGCUGACAAUAUAUUGAUUUAAUGGCUAGGCAUUUUUAUGGUUGCUGAGAGUAGAAUAUUUUUAUCUAAUUAUGAUAAAGUCUCCAUUUAAGUAAGUUGUUGAUUUUUUAUUAGAUUUUAAAUAACAAUUUUUUGUGUUAUUUUUACUAAGGUAUAUUAUAAGACAAUUUUCAUGCAAAAUAAUUUUUAGCCUCUUCUCUUAAAGCCAGUAGGUUAGUGCAUUUACUUCAUUUUAGCCUCUUCUCUGUAAGCAAGUAGAUCAGUGCAUUUGCUUCAUUUUAGCCUCUUCUCUGUAAGCAAGUAGAUCAGUGCAUUUGCUUCAUUUAAGCCUCUUCUCUGUAAGCAAGUAGAUCAGUGCAUUUGCUUCAUUUAAGCCUCUUCUCUGUAAGCAAGUAGAUCAGUGCAUUUACUUCAUUUUAGCCUCUUCUCUGUAAGCAAGUAGAUCAGUGUAUUUACUUCAUUUUAGCCUCUUCUCUGUAAGCAAGUAGAUCAGUGCAUUUGCUUCUUAGUCUUUUUUCCCUCUCUAAACAAGAAAUUCCAGCGCACAUAAUGUUCACUUCCUCUCACUCCAGCAAACCUUGAAGAAAGCCACCAAAGCCAAAUCUCCAGCAUCAGCAAAACCCAACUCUGCCGGUUUGAUCAUUCAUAUCCAUGGAGGUGGCUUUGUGGCCCAAUCAUCUAAAUCUCACGAGGUAACUUUUUACAUCUGUAAACACUUUGUUUUCUUUUUUUACUUGGGCAUUAAUUGUUUCUCUGUUGUUUUAUUUCUUAGUAUAAAAUAUGUGGCGGCAUAAGCAGACGAUGAUUUUAAUCCCGCAUUAAAAUGGCGGCAGUCUUCCAACUUUAGGCAUUAAAGUUUUUUUAAAUCAAGUUUCAUCUUUUUCCCAAAGAAAAGUUACUUUUCCCUGUCCAUUCCACCCACCCACCCACCCUUGCAUCCACACUGUUGGUACAUUUGAGCACAUUACCAAGGCAGACGAGGUGUCAGUGCCCAAUGCUGCUUUAAAAGUUGUGUGAAAGUGUACAUGUAGUGGGGAAAGCCACUCAGAACCAACAGAGUUUUGGUUGUUUACACAUUUUUUUAUUUUCAAAAUGGUCAAUGCUCCCAGCCACUGCAUUGGUGUAAUCUCUUUGGCAAGUUUCGGUGUGUCAUAAGCUCUGCAAAAAUAAUCAACCUUAAUAUUUAAGUACUGUCAUUAAUAUGGACAUUAAAAAUUGGAUUACAAAACCAUCUGGUAAGAUGAUAUUCACAAAUUCAGUUAGUCUAUCCUGCCUAACAGUUCUGUUCUUGUGUUUUUGUCCAGGUCUACCUGCGAGAAUGGGCAGUAACUAUUGAUGCACCAAUUUUGUCUGUGGAUUAUUCACUUGCCCCUGAGUUGCCUUUCCCACGUGCCCUAGAAGAAUGUUUCUAUGCGUAUUCCUGGGCUGUUCUUAACUGUGAGCAGUUGGGUGAGUUGGCGAUUGAAUGGCACAGGGGUGUUGGAUGAUGGAUUAUUACUGGAUAGCAUUGUGUAAAAAUAUGGCUGCAAAAAGAAAAAAUGUUAAAAGCUAAACUUUGCCUUUAAGUCAGCUAAAGUUUGAACUAGAUAUAGAGAGAUUGAACCCUUGACAUGUAUGGGGCUUGGUAUGUGAUGUAUUUACUGUGCUACAUCAGGUUCCACUGGUGAGAAGAUUCUGAUUGUCGGAGACAGUGCUGGGGGAAAUCUAGCCAUCGCCACCGCCAUGCGAGCUGCAUCAUUUGGGAUCAGGCCACCGGACGCUGUAGUGGGGGUCUAUCCCUGCACCGUGGUCAGAUACACACUGUCCCCUGCCAGGCUACUCAGCCUGUUAGAUCCAGUGUUGCCAGUUGGCCUUAUCACAAGGUGUUUAGCAGGUAAAUUUCAUGUUGGUGGCAGUUUAUCCAUCAUAGCAGGUGAAAUAUAGAUUCCAUGUUGGUGGCAGUUUAUCCAUCAUAGCAGGUGAAAUAUAGAUUCCAUGUUGGUGGCAGUUUAUCCAUCAUGGCAGGUAAAUAUAAAUUCCAUGUUGGUGGCAGUUUAUCCAUCAUGGCAGGUAAAUAUAGAUUCCAUGUUGGUGGCAGUUUAUCCAUCAUGGCAGGUAAAUAUAGAUUCCAUGUUGGUGGCAGGUUAUUUAUUUAUUUAUUUAUUUUGGCAUUUUUUUAUAGCUCUAAGCGCUUUACAAUUAUUAAAAAUAUGUAAACUAUAAACUGCUAAAGUAAAAUGAAAAGGAAAAAACCAGAGACACUAGAAUAGUAACUACAAUGUGAAAAAUAAAAUAAUAAAGGUUAUCCAUCAUGGCAGGUAAAUAUAGAUUCCAUGUUGGUGGCAGGUUAUCCAUCAGUGCAAGGGCUGUCACCUUUUUUAGAAUAAAGACUAAAAAAAAAAGGUGACCAUAGGUUGUGUACCUUGACACUUCCAUCCUGAAACUACUUUAACUGUAUUGCAAUAACAACAGUUGAUUCAGCUGGAGAAGUUUGCUGUCAUUGUGAGUGCAAUAACAACAGUUGAUUCAGCUGGAGAAGUUUGCUGUCAUUGUGAGUGCAAUAACAACAGUUGAUUCAGCUUGAGAAGUUUGCUGUCAUUGUGAGUGCAAUAACAACAGUUGAUUCAGCUUGAGAAGUUUGCUGUCAUUGUGAGUGCAAUAACAACAGUUGAUUCAGCUUGAGAAGUUUGCUGUCAUUGUGCAGAUGAUUUGAUUUUUUGAUCAUCCUUAGAAAUAGGAAAAAACUACAUUAUUAAGGAACAGCAUUAACUGAUUUACCGAGGAAAGAGCACUAACAUCUGGACCAUUAUUUCUAAUGUAGUUUUGGGGGGAAAAGGAGUGUGUUGAGACAGAAUAUAUUUCAUAAACUUUGUCCUCAAGGUAAAACAGUUUAAUUUUAAUGGAGUUGAUUCUACUUUUGUCUUUUCCCUAGCCUAUGCUGGUAUAAAUGAGGAGCAUCCAUUAUCCACUCCCAAGAUGGAUGACAUCCACUCCCAGCAGAGCUUGACCCGCCUCCAGCUUGGCACUUACGAGACCCUGGAAAAUGACUGGCUCAUAAUAGCUCAGGAUGAAGGGCACGUUGACGAAAGCUGGUCCAACGUGGCAGACAGCCCCUGCAUCGGCCCACACGACUCGAGUGUGGUCACAGAAAACACAAUAAACUUACCUGGUCAAAGUGUGGUAAAAACAGUUCCAGGCGUUGGGCUCAGUCCAAGCAGCCCUUCACAACAAGUGAAUGGUGUGAGGCAGGAGGGUGAGUCUGAAAUCUUCUCACAGCUCAUGCACGACGGAAGUUGUGUUUUCCCGUCAAAUUCUGACAGAGUGAAGGUUUCUUCUUCGGACUCGGUUGGUAGCCUGGGAAGCUCAACAACUUCACCUGUCAUACCCCAAACAAAUGUGACGGCCGGUGCUGCUGGCAGUCGCAAGGGCCACAACACAUCAUUCAACUUAGUCAGGCUUCAAGAGCGGGCCAAACUUGUGAUGGCUGGGGCACAGAACUUGUUUUCAAGUCUGACUUCAUUUAUCCCUUCCUCUGGGGACAUCCCCCCUCACCGAGCCUCUGUCAACCCUAAACCAUCUAAAUCACAAUCAGAAACCCACAUACUUUCACUUCAGGCCCACACGCUUUCACCUCAGGUCCACACACCGCCUCUUGCAGCCAUAUCAUCCCCUCCUGACCUUGACCCUGAGGUCACGCACCCCGUGAAUUCAUCCAGGUUACAUCUUCCUCACAGCUUCAGUUCCCCGAGUGAUAUAUCAUUUCAGACGCCGUCAGACUCAAGGGACACGACCGAUGCCGGUCCUCUUGUCUCUGACGGGAACGGCUCAUCACGUCACAACAAUUCUUCAAAGGGAGGCUACAUUUGCAGUACUUUAAUCCCGUGUGAUACAAACUCCCCAAACUCAGUGUCAUCCUCUCAUCCAGACUCAUCUCAGGAAUUUGACACGGCUCUCUCCUCCCCCUACACUCCUACCCCAGAUCAAGUCAGGCUAGCGGGAUUUGCUCAUGAUGAUGCUCAUUGUACUACUGUGCACACACAAGAACCAACUGGUGAUGCAAGUAUUGGACAUGUACUCAGUGGCAAUCAUCAUCAUAAUAUUACAGAAUUUGAGGGGCCACCUGUUGGUUUGUGUGACAGUGAAGACAAUCAUUGUUUGACAUCUAACUCAACCCUGGGACAAGCAGGUGGCAUUUCUGAUGACUGGUCAAAGAAUGACGCUGACCAAAUCUUGACUGACGGUAGUGACCUCUGUGGCCAUGAGGUGUUCAUGACUGAACCAUCACUCAAUGGCGGCUUGUUGUCUGGGGAUGUGACCAAAGUCAAGGAAAUAUUGACUGGUGACCCUCCUGAACAAGGGCCCUUAUCUGACAAUAUGGAGACUUUUGUCUGUGAAGACAACCUUUCCAGUGGAGCAGUGUCCCCUGACAUGCUGGUGGACUUGCCUGAAGAAAACAGACAGCUUCUGGUAGACGCCAUGGAGACGCUUGAGUCGAUAGACUCAUCCCCUGUUGAUGGGUUAGGUGAUGUGGACAAAUGUGUUUUGUAUACACCAUUAGAUGUACGACCUCAGAUAGGUAACACUCAUGUAGAUACAGUGUGUCCCGGCAACUCUGAGUGUGAUGAACAUUGUGUCAGUGUGACUGACCCAGCACCUCAAAAGUCACUGGUCGCAAGUAAACCACCCAGCACUUUGAACUUAAAGUGCACAUCCUCCGUGGACGCUAAAGUGGUCAGGUCAGAUACAAGUGUUUGUAGUCCCACACCGGAUGUGACAUCUGUCUCAGCCCAUCCAGUGAAAGCUGGAUUACCCCAGCAUUCCAAGCUUAUCCGAAGUGGCUCCGCCCCUGUCCUUGUCUCCACGAGUCAUCCCGGUGAAUUAGACUCUCAGCCCUUGUCUGCACUGACAUCAAUCACAGGAUUUGCACAUCUCUAUAAGGUCAGUGCAGCCUGUAACAUUCAGGUUUUAAUAAUAAAAUACUUGUUGGUCCUAUUUUUAGUGAGACAGAUCGGACAAUGGCGCCCUGUUUAGGUUAACUGUUAUCUGCUCCAUUUAAAUGACAUUAGUAACAGAAUAUUAGCCCAAAGAGAUGUCAUUUGAUGGAGUGCCUGGUCUGUGUUGUAGCUUUGACUCAAAUAGCACUAUCAAUAGUAAUGGUAGAUCUUCAAUUUAAUUGUUUGAAAAUGAUAAUAUUGCUUAGAUAUUAAAAUGGGUGAUAUCCAACCAUAAGGAACAGAAGCAUUGCUUACAUCCAAUUUUUUUUAUUACAAUAUUAUCAUUUUCAAACAAUUUAAUUUAAUAAUUUCAACCCAAAAUAAACUAGAGGGAGAUGAGGAAAAUAGAUUACUUCAUCACCAAAUCGGUCAAAUGCUACCAUAACCUCAUUAAGAAACUAUCAGUAAUUACAUAAAGACACUUCUUCUUUAUUUUGAGUAUGAAUAUCAUUAUCAGGAAAAUCAUUUUUAGAAUUAAUUCAAAAGAAAAUUUUUGAAAUGCUAUUCCUGAAUUUGCACAGUUAAUAAAUAAAGUUCACUUGACAUGUUAAGUUUUGUCUACCACUGCCACCGCUCUAGAUCAUAGAUUACAUGCAUUUUAAUUUUUUUCGACAACUAUUUUAGAUCAAUGAUCAGAUACAUUUUAAGUUUUGUCUACAACUUACUAUAAAUAGAUAAUAAUAAUAAAGUUUAUUUGAAAAUCACGCUUCAUGCCCAAAGGCUCGUCGUGCGAUUACAAAGUCAACCAUAUUAAAAGAUCACAUACAUGUUAAAUUUUGUUUACAACUGUUUUAGAUAAUAGAUCACAUACAUUUUAAGUUCUUUCAAGAAGUGUUUUAGAAUGAGGAUAAAAGAUUUUUGCUGAACUUUUUCAAUACAAACUUAAACAUUUCUGAGAAAGUCCCAAUUAAUAAAUAAACCUUAUUAAAAAUAUUUCUGCAUGUCUGUGUUUCAUCUUUUAACAGCUGCUUCCUAUGAUAUUUUGUCAUUUGAUUCUUGUUGGAAUUAUUGACUUACCAUGAUGUCUGUUAACAUCAAUUUCCUUUGUCUGCCACAGACAGGGAUGUCCCCAGCAGACUUUGACACACAGAAUUUCUCCAGCCACAGUCCACUCCACAAGCUGAGGAAAGCUCCAGUGGUCAAGAAUCCCUACAUGUCCCCUUUGCUGGCACCGGAUGAGCUACUGAAAGGCUUGAAAAGAGUCUGCCUUGUGGUGAGCAGUUCACUUGAUCCCAGUGCUUCUUCGUUUGUAUCAGCCAUUGGCUGGUGUCGUCUCUCAGUCUCAUUGUUUGCUUUCUUAAGUUUUCAAUAUAUACAUUGAGUGAUGUUUCCCGAAUUUAUGCAGAAGAGGUUGGGGGAGUGUAAAUUUUUAUUUAGAUUCUUAUGCUUAUCCCCCAUGCACAGCUUUGAUCUUAAUACAUGGUGGAAUUGUUAGGAAAUAUUUUAAUUGGCAUUUUAUUGAUUAGUUCAGUUUAUAAAGUCAUUACUUUAAAGAAACAAUGCAUAAAAGGUACCUUGAUUUCAAUCAAGUAUUCUCUUAAUAUUAUCUCGAGCUUUCUCUGCAACUGAAAUGAAACAGUUAAUCCAUGUCACAACAGGCCUGCCAUCUGGACCCACUUCUUGAUGAUUCUGUCAGCUUCGCCAGGAGGCUCCACAAACUUGAUGUGCCAGUAGAGCUUCAUCUUGUUGACGAUUUGCCCCACGGGUUCCUGAACUUUGCACUUCUCAGUUACGAGGCCAAACAAGCUUCUGAU
Molecule: messenger RNA, 16239 nt
Organism: Lymnaea stagnalis (great pond snail)
Lineage: Eukaryota; Metazoa; Mollusca; Gastropoda; Lymnaeidae
Source: the annotation of a GenBank genome assembly